Mesorhabditis spiculigera is the source of this 1518-nucleotide messenger RNA. The record is from the annotation of a GenBank genome assembly. NCBI's taxonomy places the organism in Eukaryota, Metazoa, Nematoda, Chromadorea, Rhabditida, Rhabditidae.
AUGGGCUAUGCAAUGCGGUGCAACAUCUGCGAGGUGGUCGUUCACCGUCGCUGCACAAGGCGCGUCAACAAUACAUGUGGAAUGCCAGCUCAAUACGCCGAAUACUACCAUGAUUGCCAGGAAAAGGUCGUCAGGAAGGCGAUGGGCUCGAAUUCGAAGUCGAUGAACGGCUGGGUCCGGGUCUACAGCACACGCGAACCGAAAUGGCUAAGCAGUUUCGCGGUCUUGGACAAGGGCCGCUUGAGCUUCUUCGACAAGGAGCCGCUGGCUGGUCAGCUCGACAACCCUCGUCUUCGGCUGGAACUCGAUAACAAGGCCUGGUCCGUGCGCUUUUUGGGUGAAGGCCCCAAUGGUGAAAGGGACGGCGAUUUCAACAACUGCAUCCAGAUCCGUCAUCAAGGAGAGGUGAUCCACAUCAUGUGCCCCACCGAUAGCGCCACUGCGCAUUGGAUGGGUUCCUUGCAGGCGGCCUCAAAAGAUCGUCAUUUCAUGACCCGUAGCCCGUCAGCUUUCGCCAACAAUUCGUUGGUGUUAGCCCUCGAUACACCGCAGAAUCUCAACGUGAACGCCGUCAACGUGUUCGAUGAUUGGUUGCUGAUCGCUGCUCAAGAAGGCCUUUUUGCGACGCCGAUCGCCGAUCCACGCAACCCGUUCCCGUUAUUCUGCUCUGGGGCCUUCCAUUCCGUUCUCUACAUCAAGGAUGUCGACGUCGUCGUCACGGUGUCCAAUCAAAAUCGUCAAUUGGGUCUGAUUUCGGCGUCGGAAUUGAGGAUCCAGCUCAACCAGCCCCGUCCGACCGUCCACCUACAGAAUCUGCCCGGAAUCGAAUACGCGCACAUGAUCGAGUACCAUCAGGAGGGCCAGCAAAAAUAUCUACUUGUGGCCGAUGCUAACUCCAUCCACAUCCUCCAACAGAAACGCGAUUUCUUUGCGCCCUGCUUGAAACUGGAAUUGGAUGAGCCGGCCACGUGCAUGCUCUCGGCCCACGGUGGCAUCUACUAUGGUUCCGACAAAUACUACCAUGCGACGAUGCUCUACUCGGGCAAGCCCAAGAUUGUCGCCCUCACCGAAGAACACAUGGCCGAUUACCCGAUGGCUGUCUUGGAGACUGGCGACGAUGAGGUGCUCCUGGCUUACCAGAACCAUGGCAUCUUCGUGAACAGCCGCGGUGAACGGACAAGAAACUCGAUUGUUGAAUGGGAAUUGACACCGAUGGAGUUUGCCUACUCGAAGCCGUAUCUCUUUGUUGUCCAUUGUGACUCGCUCGAGAUCAUGCAAGUCUACGAGAAUGAGGGCCUGAACUCGCGCACGGUUUCCGAGGAGCGCGAUGUCUACAACACGAAACAAGCUCACAUCGUUGGAAAUGGACCUUCUGAUGAGGUUUUGGUCACGAUCUCCAGCAGCCAACGCAUGGAACUACACUCGUUCGGCGUUAAAUCUGGGAAACGAGGCGGCAGCAAGCGACGCGCCAUCACCAACGCCUUCGGCAGCUUUGAGAAGAAAAUCCGCCCCGUCAUC